Molecule: messenger RNA, 1009 nt
Organism: Radiomyces spectabilis
Lineage: Eukaryota; Fungi; Mucoromycota; Mucoromycetes; Mucorales; Radiomycetaceae
Product: LITAF-like zinc ribbon domain-containing protein
Exons: 3
Coding region: 120-923 (267 amino acids)
Molecular function (GO): zinc ion binding
Source: RefSeq, a predicted model, not a curated record
CAGCCAAGUUUUUGUUUCGGUUGCACAUACAUCUUUCUUCCCACAUUCUUUAUUGAAGGGCACUUUACACAUACUGUAAGAAUAUAUCUGUGCUCAUUUGUCCUGGACCUUGGAGAGCGAUGAAAACCAGGAGCGGGCUUGUAGGCUGUGAAGAGACCAUGGAUAUCACAGAGAUGACUUUGUCAAGAAAAUAUUUACGCGCAAACAAUAACCACGUUUUAACAAUUGAAGACCAAGGCCAGUUGACUGGUUCCGAUGUAUCGCACGAAAACUCAUGUGAUUCAUCCCCUGACGGUCUUUUGGAACUUCACUCGGUUUCAUCAAGCAGUACUUGGUCAAGACCCCAGCAUGCGUCGCUCCACUCUGCACGUUCCGGAAGCCGGCAAACGCAAGCAUCAUCGAUGGCAGAAUCUGCAAUGUCCAUCCGUGCUCAACAAUUCUAUUUCGGUACACCUUCGAGUCACCGUUUUACGUGUCCUUCUUCACGCGCUACGACUUCGUCUUCUAUAUGCAUGUCCGAACUUUCGGAAAGUAAUAAUGUGGGACCUUCCGCAGCUGUCAAGAGUUCUUUCCGACGGCUAUCGUGGCAAUCCCAGCAAAGUCGGAAAAGCGGCAAUAACGUGAGCUUGCGAAGCGGGUUCAGCAGACUCACACGACGAUCCUGGCGUUUACGUAGAAUGGAAGUGCUGAUGGACCAAAACUUGCCUGAUUUUGAAACUCAGAUAUUCUGUUCUUCAUGUGAAAAAUGGUUGCCAUCUCGCAUUCGAUACCGUUCGGGCGCCUUGGUUUGGCUCGUAGCAUUUGUACUGUUCAUAUGCACGGUAAUUCUUUUCUGGAUACCGUUUUACGUCAAGUACUUUAAAGACGUUGUCCACUACUGUCCCUCCUGUGGCGUCAAAAUUGGUCGACACUUCAAACUCUGAAGGCCGAAUGUGACUAGUAUUUUUCAAUGACCAAUGACGUAGACGACAGACCCGCCCAAGAAUUUCUAGCACGUUCGACGCACUUU